AGAGAGAGAGAGAGAGAAUGAGUAGAGGAGCAUCAAUAAUACUAACACACAGGCUGGCACACGAGCAAAACGGGAAUCCGGCAGGAAGACGAAGGAGCUAUCACAUCCAGGAACAGGAAACAGAGCGAGGGAGAGGAGGUACUGCGCCUGAUCGAUGAUCGAUGCCAUGCCGGUGCUUUCUGCAGGUGCAGGACUCCAUGAGACGCUGGCCCUGCUGACUGCCCAGCUCUGCCCAGAUGCCAAGCACACGGAGGACAUGGUCUUCCUGAGGGAUGUCUUCAGUGAGAAGAGCCUCGCUUACCUCAUGAAGAUACAUGAGAAGCUGCGACAGUAUGAGCACCUCAGUCCCACUCCUGUUCUCCACAGUGCCUCCUCUCUGGCAGAAGAUGUAGCCGAGGAGUUGCAGAGCGGGCCAAUGAGCAACGACGAGAAGGAGCUUCUGCAGCUGCUGACAGCUCCACACCUUAAGGCUGUCCUCACAGUGCACGACACAGUUGCCCAGAAGAGCUUCGACCCUGUGCUGCCGCCACUGCCCGACGACCUGGAUGAUGGGCUGGAGGAGGAGUCAGUAAAGAUUGUGCGCCUGGUUAAGAACAAGGAGCCGCUGGGGGCAACCAUCCGUCGAGAUGAGGCCACUGGUGCGAUCGUAGUGGCCCGAAUUAUGAGGGGUGGGGCUGCAGACCGUAGUGGCCUCGUGCAUGUAGGAGAUGAGCUGCGAGAAGUAAAUGGCAUUCUCGUCAUCCACAAGAGACCCGAUGAAAUCAGUCAAAUUCUGUCACAGUCUCAAGGCUCUAUCUCUCUCAAAAUAAUUCCAGCGAUAAAGGAGGAGGACAGGCUGAAGGAGAGCAAGGUAUACAUGAGGGCCCUGUUUGACUAUGUGCCCUCUGAGGACAAGGCCACGCCCUGUCAGGAGGCGGGACUUCCUUUCCAGCGUGGCGACAUUCUGCAUGUGGUGAGCCAGGAUGAUGCCACGUGGUGGCAGGCCAAGCGGGUGGGUGACAGCAAUCUGCGUGCAGGCCUUAUCCCCUCCAGACAGUUCCAGGAGAGGCGAUUGGCUUACAGGAUGAAAACCGGGACCCUACAGAAUCCCAAAGCAUCCAAACCACCAGUUUACGACCAAGCUUGUGACAAAGAGGACUGUGACUGUGAGGGCUAUUUCAAUGGACAGUACAUAGUUUCUCCAAAGUGUAAAAGAGUCCCACGUUCCUGUAGAGAAGCUCUUUCCUGGGAGUUUUACACAGCUGGCCUUAGGAGAAGCUUCCGUCUGAGCCGCAAGGACCGCCAUGGAGAAUCCCGCCCCCCAGAGUCUGCCGAGCCGGAGUUCCUGACCUAUGAAGAGGUGAUGCGGGACCAGCGGCGUCAUGGUGACAGGCCCCGUCUGGUGGUGCUCAUUGGUUCCCUGGGCGCACGGAUCAAUGAGCUGAAGCAGAAGGUGGUUGCGGAGAACCCCCAGCGCUAUGGAGUGGCCGUGCCGCACACAACCAGGCCUAAGAAAAGCCAUGAGAAGGAAGGGGUGGAGUAUCACUUUGUCUCUAAACAGGCCUUCGAGGCAGACGUACAGAGCAAUAAAUUUAUUGAGCAUGGCGAAUACAAGGAAAACCUAUAUGGCACAAGUAUGGAGGCGAUUCGCAGUGUACUGGCCAGGAAUAAGCUCUGUUUGGUGGAUGUACAGCCAGAGGCUUUGAAGAUUCUGCGCAUGCCAGAGUUUAGGCCCUAUGUGAUUUUCGUGAGGCCCCGGAUCCCAGAGGGCCAGCGUCGCCGCAGUGCUGCCACAUCGCCGGGGCAAGGAGAGCCUGGCCGUGUCACGGUGAGACUGGCGUGGAAGCCACAAGGUUGCUCAGUUCAGGGCUCUGCUGCCAUAUGUUUGAGCAAACGAUUCGACCCAAACAGAUUGAGCAGAGGUGGGCAAACUUUUUGGCGUAAGGUCCAAGUAAAUUUAUUUAAUAGUAAGGUGGGCCACUUCUGUUACAGACAGUCUAACAUAAAUGGAUUAGGCAAAAAAUCCAGUUCAAGAAGAGAGAGUUAAAAAUCAAUUUUUAAAUAUCAGUUUAAACAUAGCUUACUCAAAUUACGUUCGACACAUUAGUUACUUAUUAUAUAUUUAACUAGCUGCACACACAUUUUGCUAAGGGAUUGACAUGUGCGAGUCUGGCAUGGUGUAGCUAUGGGCAAUAUCCCUGAUUUUCUUUUCGAUCGCAUUUGAUCAAGUACGAAGGCUGGUAUUGCUAUCUUGUGUGCAAUAUAUGGAAAUAGAGCUGAACGAUAUUGGAAAAAAUUCAGAAUGUAAUAUUUGGAUUUUUUACAAUGAAUAUUGUGAUAUUUAUAAAACAAAAAGAGGUGAGAAAUUUACCCAAAAUAAAUUGGUAGAGAUGCUGUGAGUUGUGCCAACAGACGCAAAGCUGUGCCAACAAAGAACUUGCUUUUGCUGAAUAUCCUCUCUGUGAAGACCAAAAUAUUUCUAUGCAGUGAAAGACGAAUGUCUUUCUGUGACCAGUUCUUAUUUGCUUUUCUCCUCCACUCAUGUUUGUUAAAUUUCUCACGAACGUACCAGACUGUGUAUGAGUAUCUCCAACAGCAAGGACGAAAAUGACUGUCAAGGGCUCGGAGAGCGCAUGCAAAGCUCAUGGAAAAAACAGAAGUGGUAAACUUUAGACUGAUUUUUUUUAACAUAUACUACAUAAAAAAAAAACUGCAGAAUUUUGUUUCCUAAAACAGAGUAAAAAAUGUUUCAUAAAAAUUGGUACGUCGUUAUGUUUUAUAUAGUGGCCUGUAACCCAGCAUUGUACAGCCCAUAGAUUUGCUUACAUUCAUUAUGAGGUAGACCACCUCAUGCUAACAGCCAAGAAGCCGAAUCAUGCAACUUCAUACCCUAAUAGAUGAUAAAGUAAUCGCUGCAGUGUACUCAGGUAGGUAGUGUAGCUAGCAGUACAAAGUUGUGCAAUAGCUUAAAUAAUCAGAUCUGCUACAGAUGCUUAACAAUAUUUCACCUUUAAAUAUGUCAGCUAGCUAAGAAUAUUAAAUUAGUAGUUAAUGAGAAUUGUCUAAUUUCAAAAUGCACUAUGAUAUGCUUGGACGGUACUAAGGUAAUAUGGUAUACUAUAGUAUUUUGAGUUUGUUAGUAAAAUUCUAGAGCAUGGAGCAUCCCUACCUCAUUCAGCUAAUUUUAUUGCCAAGAUCUCAAAAUACCACAGUAAACCCAAAAUAUAUUUGAAAAUACCAGAACAGUGUUGUACAAAGUACUGGGCUUUCAGAAUGUACUUUGCCAGACAUAACAAUUUUACAUAUUAUCUUGUAAAAUAACUCCACACAAAGCUAUUUUCUUUCCAUUGGUUCAGUCUCUAACUGCACCUUUCUUCUCCCACUGUUCUUUAUGUAUAAUAAGACUGACAAACUGAUAAAAUAUCACUACUUUGACAUUACAAUCUAUUCUCAAAACAGAAACAUUAAGACUGAAAGGACUGAUAAUUCAGCAUCGAUCCACAAUGCACUGUGCGCCAUCUAGGGGCAUAGAUGACUAUAUAAUCACCAAAUACAAUAAACAAAAACAAUAAAUAAAUGUUUGAUUCAUUUUUUGCUUAAUGGGCUGGUUAAAGCUGAUUGGUGGGCCGGAUCCAGCUUGUAGGCCAUAGUUUGCCCUACUCUGGCUUAGAAUGAAAACAUAUAACUGUGUAAAUCAAUAUAUACUCACCUAAAGGAUUAUUAGGAACACCUGUUCAAUUUCUCAUUAAUGCAAUUAUCUAAUCAACCAA
This is a messenger RNA of Paramormyrops kingsleyae, 3749 nucleotides long. Lineage: Eukaryota; Metazoa; Chordata; Actinopteri; Osteoglossiformes; Mormyridae. The record is from RefSeq and is a predicted model, not a curated record.